GCGUUAGAGGCAGACCCAGCGCUAGCGGGGCAGGCCGGCCGUCCCAGCUGCCACUCCCGCGAGUGCCCCGCGCCCAGGCUGCGGGCGGCCGUCCGGUUGGAGGCGGGGAGCCGCCGGGCACCGAAAGAGGAGCCGCUUGUGGGCUGGAACUGCCCUAGCAGGCGGCCUCCGCCGCGCCACUUCCAAAGAUGGUCACCGGGCCCGGGGGCGUCCCCGCCGCCGCCCGCCGCUAGUCCGCGGGCCAGCGCCGCGUCCCGGAGCCCCGCCGCAGCUAUGGCUUUAAAAGGGCAAGAAGAUUAUAUUUACCUUUUCAAGGAUUCAACGCAUCCAAUGGAUUUUCUGGAUGCUUUCAGAACAUUUUAUUUGGAUGGAUUAUUUACUGAUAUUACCCUUCAGUGCCCUUCAGGCAUAAUCUUCCACUGUCAUCGAGCUGUUUUAGCUGCUUGCAGUAAUUAUUUUAAGGCAAUGUUCACAGCUGACAUGAAAGAAAAAUUUAAAAAUAAAAUAAAAAUCUCUGGCAUACACCAUGAUAUUUUGGAAGGCCUUGUAAAUUAUGCAUACACUUCCCAAAUUGAAAUAACUAAAAGAAAUGUUCAAAGUCUGCUUGAAGCAUCAGAUCUGCUACAGUUCCUUUCAGUAAAGAAAGCUUGUGAGCAGUUUUUGGUAAGGCACCUGGAUAUUGAUAAUUGUAUUGGAAUGCACUCCUUUGCAGAAUUUCACAUGUGUCCAGAACUAGAGAAGGAAUCUCGAAGAAUUAUUUGUUCAAAGUUUAAGGAAGUAUGGCAACAAGAAGAAUUUCUGGAAAUCAGCCUUGAAAAGUUUCUCUUUAUCCUGUCAGGAAAGAAUCUCAGUGUUUGGAAAGAAGAAGCUAUCAUAGAGCCAGUUAUUAAGUGGACUGCUUAUGAUGUAGAAAAUCGAAUUGAAUGCCUAUAUAAUCUACUGAGCUAUAUCAACGUAGAUGUAGAUCCAGUGUAUUUAAAAACAGCUUUAGGCCUUCAAAGAAGCUGCCUAUUAACUGAAAAUAAGAUCCGAUCUCUAAUAUACAAUGCUUUGAACCCCAUGCAUAAAGAGAUUUCCCAGAGAUCUACAGCCACCAUGUAUAUCAUUGGAGGCUAUUACUGGCAUCCUUUAUCAGAGGUUCACAUAUGGGAUCCUUUGACAAAUGUUUGGAUUCAGGGAGCAGAAAUACCAGAUUUUACUAGGGAGAGCUAUGGUGUGACAUGUCUGGGACCCAACAUUUAUGUUACCGGGGGUUACAGAACUGAUAACAUAGAAGCUCUUGACACAGUAUGGAUCUAUAAUAGUGAAAAUGAUGAAUGGACGGAAGGUUUGCCAAUGCUCAAUGCCAGGUAUUAUCAUUGUGCAGUCACCUUGGGCGGCUGUGUCUACGCUUUAGGCGGUUACAGAAAAGGAGCUCCAGCAGAAGAGGCCGAGUUCUAUGAUCCAUUAAAGGAGAAAUGGAUUCCUAUUGCAAAUAUGAUUAAAGGCGUGGGAAAUGCUACAGCCUGUGUCCUACAUGAAGUCAUCUACGUCAUUGGUGGUCACUGUGGCUACAGAGGAAGCUGCACGUAUGACAAGGUCCAGAGCUACAGUUCAGAUACCAAUGAAUGGAGCCUCAUCACUUCCAGUCCACAUCCAGAAUAUGGACUGUGUUCAGUUCCAUUUGAAAAUAAGCUCUAUCUAGUUGGUGGACAAACUACAAUCACAGAAUGCUAUGACCCUGAACAGAAUGGAUGGAGAGAGAUAGCACCCAUGGUGGAAAGGAGGAUGGAGUGCGGCGCUGUCGGCAUGAAUGGGUGCAUUUACGUCGCUGGAGGGUACUCCUACUCGAAGGGAACAUACCUUCAGAGCAUUGAGAAAUAUGAUCCAGAUCUUAAUAAGUGGGAAAUAGUUGGUAAUCUUCCAAGUGCCAUGCGGUCCCAUGGAUGCGUUUGUGUGUAUAAUGUCUGAUUGAAUUCAUAGAAAUGACCAAGUAGUCACUGCUCUGGAGUAGAACAGGAUUUGGAGUCCGUUACUUGUUAUUGUGGCACAUAAUAGGUAAAUUAUUACUAACUCCCACUCUCUACCCAAACUCAGUGAUUACUGGUCAAGAAAAAUCUUAUGUACACUUAACAGUUGAAUCAGUGGUGGUAACACCUAUAAUCUCUGCUUGUCAAAGGUAAAAUGGAAUUUGGACACUUGGUAAAAGGUGAAAUACCUUUGUAGUGAACUUUUUCUCUUGGUAGCAUCAAUACUAUACAGGUCAAAAUCAUUCUGUGGAAUGAAAUGUCUCCAAUGACCCUGUAAUGUAAUAGACAGUGUAAUUAAGGUUCUGUUGAGCUAGCAGGGAAUUGGAAAUUUAGGGAAGGAAUCUUUUCUACCUCUACAAAGUCAACACUUUUAAAAAAGUUUUUUUUCACCUUUAGAAUUACUUUGAAUUUGGAUUUACUUUAAGUAGUUUUUUUUCCCUUUGGAAUGUGUAUAAUUUAUUGUUAUCCUUUUUACUAACUACCAGAGAUAGGCAGGAUACUGUGCAAAUAUUACUGUCUAGAGUUUACAAACUAAAUUUAAAAGGAUGGAAAAUCUGGGAAGUUGCAGAUUAAAUAGUUGAAUAUUUGCUGAUGUUAAGAACUAUUUUUAAUUUUCAACUUUGAUGUGAAUUGUUUGUAUAGGUAUCUUUAAGCAUGUUAGAAAAUCCUUCUUAUAAUUAAGUAUAGAAACAUGAAAGAUGUCUGCAUAAAAAAUUGAAUUUAGAGCCAGAAAGCAGGUAGAACAGUUGUGAUAUAGUAGAAAAUACAUUGAUGAGAAGAAAUAUGCAUUCAUUUCCCAGCUCUACCACUAACUAAAUAUUUGACUCAUGAUUGAGCCACUUAACCUCUCUUCUAUUAGAGCUUCCUGACCCAUGAACACUGUUACUUUGGGUAAUAGAUGUGCAUAGACAUGGAUCCCUAUAACCCUUGCGGCUGCCAGAGGUGGCCUGGGUGGCUGGAGCUUCUGGGCCAGAAAUACCUUUAUCCAUUUUCCUUAGUGUGCCUACAGUAUCUCUUUGCAUGUAUGCCAUAACUUGAAAAAUAGGUAGGAAGUACUGCUUAAGUUAACGCAUCUAAACUUUUAGUAAUCUGUUAGACCAUCUAGCCACACUCUUCAUUUUUAUAAAGAGACAGUAAUUUUAACUCUAAGUAUGGAAGUUUAAAACUAACUCUUCAGGGUUUUUUAGUUUAAUUUUAGAAAGAACUUAUUUAAUGCAUUCACUUAUUCACUUCAGAUGGCAUUUUAAAUACAUAUAACCCUGUGGGAAUGCAAUAUUGUACUACAUAAAAAAGAGCCAUAAAAAUGAUCAUAUCUUUGCCCCAUAAAUCCUACCCCUAGAUUUGUAACCUAAGGAAUAAUAUAAAAACAAAACAAGCAAACAAAAAAGGUAAAUGCAUGAGGAUAUUUGUGCCUGCAUUAUUUAUCGUAGCAAAAAAUUGGAAAUAAUCUACAUGUGAAAGAAGAAAGUGGGCUAAUAAAAAUAGUAAAGUAUUUUACUAAAAUUAAAGUCAUUAUUUGGAAGAUGUGGAAACAUGGAUGUCUCUGUGAUAUGGUAAGUAAAGUAAGCACAAUGCAAAAUACUAUGCACACCGUAGUUGGGACUUUGUGAAGUCUUUAUGGAUGUGUAAGGUAGUACACAAAACUGAAAUUCAUUGUGUUAGUGUAGGGGGAUAUGGAAUGAUUUUUAAUUUAUUUAAUUGUUUUCUUUAAUAUUACUUUGUAUUUUCAAUAAAAAUAAAUAAAUCACUAUAUAUGUAGUUAAACUGCUUGAAUUUCGGUUAGUUAAGUUGAAGAAUAGUCUGAAUUAGUGAAACAACUGAAUUAUAGACUAUUUCAAUAUGUAAUUAUAAGCUGUUUUAUCACUCUCAAAAACAUUUAGCAAUCAGUGCUGGGCUAAUAAUAGGUUACGCAGUACUGAUUUAGAGAUGUUUUACUGAAUAGAUACAAAUAGUUGCCAUCACCGUCCUCUCUUUUUAGCUUCUGAAAUCCUGACUCAAAUCCAAACUCUGGGAAUUCUUUCCUGACUGUUUCAGCCACAGUAAAACUCCUAUUGUCAUGUUUAAAGGAUUUAUCAUUUGUAUGUGCAUAGUAUGUCUUGGCUAGUUUUGAGAUCAUGGAUCACAUCUUAUUCUUAGAAUUCUCAAGGUAUAGCAUUUCAUUUGUAUAUCCAGCAUGAUUUUUUUAAAGGGUGAUACUAUCAAUUAUUUUUACAGAAAAGCAUUCCAGAGGUGCUUCUAGGAUUUAAAAAUAGUUUUUGAUCUGAGGUGCUUAAUUUGCUGCUCUCAUUGUCUGUAAAAUUCUUUUUUGUUAUUGACUGUGUACAUUUCAAGAAAGGAUUAAGGAAGAUAAACAUUUCUGUCAAAAUUAUCCCAAGUUACAAAUCACUAUAGUAUGAAUAAAAAAUAUUUUACUAUAAGUAAAUGCAAGUAAAUGCCCUUUGGAGGGCAAACAUUAUUUACAAAAUAAUUAAAAUUGUGGAAAUGAUUUUAAGUAGGACUUAAUUAAAAGGACUCUAAGUAUCCAAUUUUUUUUGUCAAGAAUUGCAGGGUUUUUAAUUUAUAUUUUUAAUUAAGGUACAUACAAUAAAAUGCACAAAUCUUAGUAAGCAGCUUGAUUAAUUUUGACAUGUGUUUUUGUACAUACUUACAUAACCAUCAACCAGAUCAAGAUAGCAAACUUCACUAAUUUUUUUUCCUUUACCACCUCCUACCCCUAUGGCAAUCACCAGUCUUUUCUGUUUGUUUAUGAGACUAUUUCUGUUUUGUUUG
Molecule: messenger RNA, 4778 nt
Organism: Manis javanica (Malayan pangolin)
Lineage: Eukaryota; Metazoa; Chordata; Mammalia; Pholidota; Manidae
Gene: KLHL23
Product: kelch like family member 23
Molecular function (GO): protein binding
Source: RefSeq, a predicted model, not a curated record